Messenger RNA from Aethina tumida (small hive beetle), 617 nucleotides. RefSeq names its product S-phase kinase-associated protein 1. The transcript is spliced from 3 exons. The coding region runs from base 46 to 534 and encodes 162 amino acids. Gene Ontology annotation, cellular component: nucleus; cytoplasm. Gene Ontology annotation, molecular function: cullin family protein binding. NCBI's taxonomy places the organism in Eukaryota, Metazoa, Arthropoda, Insecta, Coleoptera, Nitidulidae. The record is from RefSeq and is a predicted model, not a curated record. Gene Ontology annotation, biological process: SCF-dependent proteasomal ubiquitin-dependent protein catabolic process.
UUUGAGUAGAGGGUUUUGACAGACAUCACAAGGUAAUAUUUAAUAAUGCGUUUCAUAAGGUUGAAGAGCGGGGAUGGAGAGAUAUUCAAAGUUGAUCCGGAAAUAGCAAAGUGCUCCGGACUUAUAAUGGGUUUGAUUGAAAGCUUAGGAAUCGAAGACAACGAAGAAGAAAUUGUGCCAUUGCCCAACAUUAACUCUAUUAUUCUACGAAAGGUAUUGCAAUGGACGAAAUACCACAAAAACGACCCCCCAUUUGUAGAGGACGAAGACUGGAAAGAGAAGCGAACCGAUGAUAUUUGCGCUUGGGACUCGCAAUUCUUGCAGGUCGACCAAGGAACUUUGUUCGAAUUGAUGGCUGCGGCUGACUGUUUGGAAAUAAAAGGUCUCAUGGACGUCACCUGUAAGACACUAGCCAACAUGAUCAAGAGCAGAGAACCGGAGGAACUGAGGAGAAUUUUUAAUAUCAAAAAUGAUUUCACUGCUAUAGAGGAAGCACAAGUCAGAAUAGAUAAUUCUUGGUGUGAAAAAAAGUAAUAACUCUUGAUGAAUAUGUAGAAAUUGUUGUGAAAAUUGUAAAUUGUUGUGAAUGCUGUUUUAUAAAUAAAUUUCAGCUUAAA